GAGGAACUGGGCUUUGCACUGCCGGGUCGGGGCGAGCUCCGCUGUCCCCGCUGCCCUCCCGCCGCCGCUCCGCGCUCGCUGGCGGGCAGGGAUGGGGCGGGCACGGGGAGGACGCGCCGGGGGCCAGGACGGGUCCCUGCAUCCCCCCCGGCAGCCCCUCCGCUCUCCCGGGCACCCCCCGGCCGCUCCUUCCUCCUGCUGCAAAGGGAUGCGCUCGGCAGGGCUGCCCGCUGCCUCGCUGCGGGCUUGAAAUAGAGGCACCCCCCUUUGCUUGGAGAGCCCCCCCCAGCCCUGCUCUGAGCCCCCCAUCUGCUUCUUGGAGGCUCCAUCGCCUGCUCCAAGCUCCAUCCCCUUUCUCAAGCUCCCCAGUCCCUUCCUCAAGCCCCUUUGCCCUUCCCUGAGCCCCCUUCCCCUGCUCCAAGCCCCAUCCCCUUCCUCAAGCUGCCCAGUCCCUUUCUCAACCCCCUAUCCCCUUUCUCAAGUCUCCUUCCCCUGCUCCAAGCCCCCAUCCCCUUUUUCGAGCCCCCUACUCUGAGCCCCCAUCUCCUUGUUCAAGUCCCCCAUUCGCUGCCCCAAACCCCCACCCCCUGCCCUGACCCUGCUUCCCUGAGCCUCCCAUUCCCUCCCCUGAGCCCCCUGCCCCAAAUCCCCCAGAUCCCCAUCCCCAGAUCCCUCUCCAGGAUGAUUUUGCUGAGCUGUUUCCUGCACCUGCGGCCCCGGCGGGGCUGCGGCGCUCUGGCCGGGCUGGGCCGGGGGCUGGGCCCCGCCGCCGGGUCCCGCCGGGCCCUGCGGGUGCUGGUGGACAUGGACGGGGUGCUGGCCGACUUCGAGGGAGGCUUCCUGAAGAAAUUCAGGGCCAGGUACCCCGACAAGCCCUACAUUGCCUUGGAGGACCGGAGGGGCUUCUGGGUGUCGGAGCAGUACGGGCGCCUGGGACCCGAGCUGAGUGAGAAAGCCAUCAGCAUCUGGGAAUCCAAGAACUUCUUCAUCGAGCUGGACCCACUCCCUGGGGCUGUGGAAGCUGUGAAGCAAAUGGCAAAUUUGGCAGACACUGAUGUGUUCAUCUGCACAAGCCCAAUCAAGAAGUACCGGUACUGCCCUUAUGAGAAGUAUGCCUGGGUGGAGAAGCACUUUGGCCCAGAAUUUCUUGAGCAGAUUGUUUUGACACGAGAUAAGACAGUGGUUUCUGCUGAUCUGCUUAUAGACGACAGACCUGAUAUAACAGGGGCAGAGCAGAACCCCAGCUGGGAGCACGUGCUCUUCACUGCCUGCCACAACAAGCACCUGCAGCUGAAGCCCCCCAGCCGCCGGCUGCACUCCUGGGCUGAUGACUGGAAGGCCAUUCUGGACAGCAAACGCCUCCCACCCGGCCAGGCCACCUAAACCCCGGCCCCCACGGCCACCUGGGGCUGCAGCCACCUGCCUGUGUCCCUGUGGAGUCCUGCUGAAGGCCACAACCACGGGUGGACAGACAGACAGACGCUGUCCCUGCUGCACAGAGGAAGAGGAGGGUGAGCUGAAGCGCCACAGUCACCUGGACUUGAAAAACAGACCCCAGCCCAGGAUUGUGCCUGUGGACCUGACAGCCUGGCUGGGGGGCAUUGCCCACUGGCUCCUGGGGUCUCUGUGCUGCAUCUGCACCCCCACAGGGCCAGCCUGGUGCUCCUGAUGGACAAGGUCACCCUCAGGGUGUCACUGCCCUUGCCUGGGGCACUGCAUGGCACAGACCAGCUCUGCAUCCUCCCCUCCACGGCAUGGUCAGGGAUCAUGUGUGUGCUUUGUUUAGUCCUUGCAAGGUUUCAUCCCAAGGGGCUGCCUCAGGAGAUCUCUCCCCCUGGCAGUGCCUGAGUCUGGGGAGAGGGGUGGCUGCAAGGGCAGGGAGAGCAGGCAGGGGCUGUCCAGGCUCCCUGCACUGGCAAUUGUCACAAGCACAUCCCUGGAUGCUGUCUGCAGUUCUCACAUAUUGCAAGGGAAGACGCUGUGGGGAUGUUGCUGUUAAAGGCUGGAGAGCUGUGCAGGUUUCAGCCAGGGUAGAGUUAAUUUUCUUCACAGAAAAUAGAGCCCCAUACAAGCUGCUGUGAAAAAAAUUAACUCUACCCUGACCCAAAGCAGCAUGGGAGCCCAGGAGAGGUGCCCAGGGUGGUUUGUUCUGCAGCUCCACCAUGAUCCCAGCUCUAGGGACAGAGCAUGCUGUCAGCUCCCUCUGCCAGAGGACAGUGCAGGGGCUGCUGAGCUCUGGGAGCAGCCAGCUCUGCUGGGCAGCUGCAGUUAGCCCCAAAAAGGGAGGGUUUAGACCAAGGGGCAGCUCCAAGAGGAAUGGUUUUGGCAUAGCUGUGCCCACAGCCUCUUUCUCCCUUGCUUGUCUCAUUUUUGCUUCUCUGAGCCUGCAGCAGUCCGGCCUUGAGCUUCAGUGACCUGUCUGGCAGGAGAAAGCUGCUGCUGCUGCUGCUCCUGGCCUCAGAGAGACAUCCCAGCUGCUGGGAGAGCCUGGGAUCCCCUCCCUGCCUGUGGCACUGCCACAGGGCAGCCACAGCCUGGCUGUCCCCAGUGGGAGCUGGUGCUGGGCCACCCCAGGCAGAGCCCCAGGGAUGAGCUGGGUGUGUCACUGCUGACACCACAGAGGCCAUUGGGCCCCACUGUUGUGUGUGCCCACGUUGUCCAGGACCCCACUGCCCUCCUGGCCCAAGGACUUGCUGGCUGUAGCAGUAAAAUUCCCCACUUGGACAUUUAGCGCAGGCAGAGGUGGUAGCCAGGGCUUGGCUGGGAUUUGCCACCCUGCACCCCGUGCUCACACCUUUGCUUUGCCUCUCUGCUCUCCUGUGGAUCCCCAUCAACCAGAGGACGUGAACUUGAAGCUACAUAACCAACAAAUAAUGUAAUUCAGCAGUGGCAGCCAGACCCCUCCUGUAGCCAGGAGCUGGAGGGGUUCUGGAGUUGGUGCUUUGGAACCUGUGCCUUCCCUGGGUGCUGCAGGGCCAGGGAUGGGGCCUCUGUUGACUUUGGGGCUUGCCCUGUUACAAAGUCAGCAUGGUUGGCCCAGGGCAGUAGGACUUACAUACCACAAACAUCUUUUUUUCUUUUUUUUUUUUUUUUUUUUUUUUUUUUUUUUUAAUUUUUCUUUCCUGUUUAAACCACUGUGUGCUUCUCUGGGCGGUGGGUUUGGUUUGGAGGGGUCUGUUUAGGAUGUGCAGCCCCCUGGCCAAGAGCUGGCUGUGGGGUUUGCAGGCUGGGAACUGGGACAGUGUGGGAGCACCAUGGGCAGCUGCUGCAGCUGCUGAACAUCAGGAACCCCCUGGCUCCACCAGCCCUCCACCAGCUGUUGGCCCCUCUGUGCAGCCAGGGUGACCUCAUGGGGUCCAAGCUGGUUUUUUUCUGAUGGUACCAUGUAAAUAUGAGCUGCCCAAGCUCCCCAGAGCCUUCUCCCUGCUUAUUGAGCCAAAAUGAGCUGGCACAUCUCUCCAGCAGCUGCCCAAACCUCUCAUCUUCCCCCAAGGCUGGGGCAGACCCGAGGGAUGUGGCUCUCUGGGGUCAUCAGGACUUUUCCCCAUGGUAAGAUGUGAUACCAGAGAUAAAUACACCACACCAAAUAUACUUGAAAGCAGAGCUGGAGUUUCUCAUGCCUGAGGCUCCAGCUCCAUGCACAGAGAUCCUGAGCUGGUGGCUGCACUGUUUGCUCCCACACUCGGGACCUGGAGGUGACUCCAUUGCUGGUGGAUCUGCCCGUUCGUCCUUCAAGCCUGUCUGUGUCCAGCUGAGAUACAGAGAGCUUUUGGUUUUGAAUGUACAUCUAUAAACCUGAGGCAAACGAGGAGCACUGCAAUAAACACUGGGUUGUUUGGCAUCCAGCUGCCUGGAAAUGGAGUUUGGGGUUUGCAGUUUUCCAGCUGUGGCUCUGUGUGGGGAUGGGAAGGGUUUUCACCUCCAGGUUUGGGAAUGUUCCCUUGUCCAGAAAACCUGGAAUCAGCCCUGCUGCCCUGGCAGUGCCAUCAGCCUGUUAGACACAGUCCUUGUGGGCAGAAAUAAAGCCAAG
Molecule: messenger RNA, 4030 nt
Organism: Camarhynchus parvulus
Lineage: Eukaryota; Metazoa; Chordata; Aves; Passeriformes; Thraupidae
Gene: NT5M
Product: 5',3'-nucleotidase, mitochondrial
Exons: 5
Coding region: 682-1383 (233 amino acids)
Biological process (GO): pyrimidine deoxyribonucleotide catabolic process
Molecular function (GO): 5'-nucleotidase activity
Source: RefSeq, a predicted model, not a curated record